This is a messenger RNA of Diversispora eburnea, 486 nucleotides long. Lineage: Eukaryota; Fungi; Glomeromycota; Glomeromycetes; Diversisporales; Diversisporaceae. The record is from the annotation of a GenBank genome assembly.
AUGCAAUAUAAGAAAACCUCUAAAUUUGCUUUUGCUUUCCUCGUCAUUCUCAGUUUGGUUAUCGUUGGUUUGGUUGAUGCUACUCCUGUUCCAGCAGAAACAAACGAAAGUGAUCUCAUUUCAUUUCCGGCCGAGAAUAUGAAAAGAGGCAAUACAUGCCAUGAAUGUGAUGUGAAUGAUAAACCUUGUUGUGGUAGCCUCUUCGUCGCCAUCUUAUUUGAGGCUGGCGCCUUUGUCUAUAUUAAUUUAUUAAAAGUUCUCGUCAUUAUUGUAGUUAAACUUACUACAGUAGUUAAAUUAGACGCUGUUACUUGUCUCCUUGAUGGAGUAGCAAUUAAAAUAUUGGAGUGUGUACUCGUGAAUAUGAAAUUGUGUAUAUUAGCUGACGUAACAUUAAUUGGGUAUCUUAAUGCCUUGGCAGGUAUUAUUACUGUUAACGCGGGUGAUUCGAAAUUUUUAUUACCUUCACAAGAUAUUAGUGUAUAA